AUGGCGUUGUUCUUCGUUUUGUGUGCCAUGGCCCCGAGGGGUUUUGCCGUUGGCGUGAACUGGGGAACCAUGGCUACACACCAGCUUCCGCCUGAGAAGGUGGUUAAAAUGCUAAAGCAAAAUGGGUUUGAUAAAUUGAAGCUGUUUGAUGCGGAUGAGUGGAUCAUGGCGGCUCUGCUGGGGACUGAUAUCGAAGUGAUGCUAGCAAUCCCUAAUAACAUGUUGGAGGAGAUGAGUAAGAAUCCUAGUGCUGCAGAUUCUUGGGUCGCUGAAAAUGUGACCGGUUACUUAUAUCCUGGUGGAGUCAAUAUCAAGUUUGUUGCCGUAGGUAAUGAGCCUUUCCUUGAAGCAUAUAAUGGCACUUAUCUACAUACAACUUUCCCAGCUCUAAAGAAUAUACAAACAUCACUCUAUAAUGCUGGCUUGGGUUCGAAGGUCAAAGUCACAGUUCCCUUCAAUGCAGACGUUUAUUUUUCCCCUGUAUCAAAUCCAGUGCCAUCAGCUGGUGACUUCAGGCCUGAAAUAAGAGACCUCACAAUUGAAAUCGUCCAAUUCUUGUAUUCAUGUGAUUCCCCUUUUAGUGUAAAUAUAUAUCCCUUCCUUAGUCUUUAUGGCAACGACAACUUCCCCAUUGAAUUUGCAUUUUUUGAGGGAAACAGCAAGCCUCUUAGAGACGGAAGUUCAGUUUACACUAAUGUAUUUGAUGCCAAUCUGGACACUCUUGUAUGGGCUUUAGCAAAGGCCGGGUACCCUGACAUGGAAGUCCUCGUUGGGGAAGUAGGCUGGCCAACAGAUGGUGAUAAGAAUGCCAACAUUCAAAAUGCAAAGAGGUUCAACCAAGGUUUGCUUAAACAUGUUCUGAGUGGAAAUGGUUCCCCUAAAAGGAGAGGGAUCAUUGACAUAUAUCUGUUCAGCCUCAUUGAUGAGAACGCAAAAAGUGUUGCUCCUGGCUUGUUUGAAAGGCACUGGGGGAUUUUUGAGUUUGAUGGGAAGCCAAAGUAUGAACUAGACUUAACAGGUCAAGAACUAAACAAGGGUCUAGUUCCUGUGCAUGGUAUAAAAUAUAUGGAAAGACAAUGGUGUGUUUUGAACACUGAUGCUGAUACUAAUGCACUGUUCUUGGCUCAUAGUAUUGACUAUGCUUGUAGUUUAUCUGAUUGUACUUCUUUGGGUUAUGGAUCUUCUUGUAAUAAUCUGACCCUCCAAGGGAAUGCAUCUUAUGCCUUCAACAUGUAUUAUCAAGUACAUAACCAACGGGACUGGGAUUGUGAUUUCUCUGGUUUGGCUAUUGUAACAGAUAAGGAUCCAUCAGAAAAUGGAUGCCAGUUCCCAGUAAUGAUUUCUUAUGGUUCUUCAUUGAUGCAUGGAGGGCUAUCAGAUAUACUAAAGAAUGCUGUGGGUUUAUGUACUUUGAUUUUGAUUUUGGUGUAACUGAUAGGUUUAAGUAGUCAAUUCAAAAUGUGUUAUUACAGACUCAGAUUUUCCUUUUAUUUGAGUGGCUCACUUUGAGCGUUUAAAUUUGUUGUGUUAGAGUAGAGAAUUUGCAAAUUCUAGGUUUCCCACUGGACACUUUUGGAUAAUUUCUUCUCUUCCUUUUUUUGUUCCACACACACAUUCAGUGCUUUGGCAAUGCAAGCAAUGAUAUGGGUUUCUGUCCAGCCUGUAUCUUUCUUGGAAAUAUCAUUCAUGUUGUGUGGAGCCUUGCUUCUAACCAAUUGAGUAUUUAUUUAUUGAUACCGGAAUGUUGCAUCUUGCUACGUAUAUCAUUCUAAGGUUUGAGAUUUAAGUUACAUUUAUUGUGCAAGAGAGAGUAAGAAGUGAUAGCACCUAGAAUUUCUGGCAAAUUAACAAAGAAAUUGAAUGCUUUAUGCUUUCCAAUUUUUUAGUAAGGGAGUGUUCGGAAUGUCCCAAGAGCAUUUUAAAAAAGUACUGAUGCAGCACACACUCACACUCCCUUGAACUACUGUAAACAGUGGGGAUUUUAUGAGAAAUGGAUAGAAACAGAGGAGGGAAAGGGGAAGAACGAACAGACUAGGGAGGGAGACAGAUUUAGAAGGGAGAGAUGAGUAGAAGAGAGGGAGAGUGAAAUCACGUAGCCUCAAAUUCAUUCAUCAAA
Neltuma alba is the source of this 2116-nucleotide messenger RNA. RefSeq names its product glucan endo-1,3-beta-glucosidase 8. Gene Ontology annotation, molecular function: hydrolase activity, hydrolyzing O-glycosyl compounds. The record is from RefSeq and is a predicted model, not a curated record. Bases 1 to 1431 code for a protein of 476 amino acids. The transcript is spliced from 2 exons. Gene Ontology annotation, biological process: carbohydrate metabolic process. Lineage: Eukaryota; Viridiplantae; Streptophyta; Magnoliopsida; Fabales; Fabaceae.